Molecule: messenger RNA, 1134 nt
Organism: Schistocerca gregaria
Lineage: Eukaryota; Metazoa; Arthropoda; Insecta; Orthoptera; Acrididae
Product: GATA zinc finger domain-containing protein 14-like
Exons: 3
Coding region: 1-1134 (377 amino acids)
Source: RefSeq, a predicted model, not a curated record
AUGCGGGGCGCUUCCAAAGAAAUCCCCGAUCUUGUGCAAAGCUUAGCCGGCGAGAUGCAAAAAUUACAGAUAUCGCUGGCUAGGCUUGAAGACAAUGUCCAGACUUUAACCAACCGCGUGGAUAAUGUGGAGAUAGAUGCACGGAAAAGUAUCGACGCAUAUUUGAAAGUGCAAGGUCAAAAAGUCGACAAAGAAUUCAAUGAAUGGCUAGAAGUAAAGGAUCGCGAGAUAUCUGCAAAGACUGAAAGCGACGUAAAAACAGCUGUAGAACAAGCGACUGCGGCCGCGAGUGUAAAUAUUGACGCUUGCGCUGCCGCAGUACGUGCCGAAUUAACACUGAUCAAAUCCCGUGUGACAGCGGAGUUGCCGAAUUGGCAACAGGAGGUCGCGCAGAGACUGUCUGUGAUGGAAAGCAAUGUAAACAGUGGCGGACAGAUAAUGAAUCCCACUCCGCGUACUGAUUACUAUAAUAACGCAGACGGUAUCCAGGGCGCGAGUGCGCAACCGCAACCUAAUGUGAAUUACGGGCACAAACAAUAUGCGAUACCGUGCAGCGCACAUCACGAAGUAAUGAAUGUCACAGAACGUAGCAAUCAGAUGCAAGAGCACCGGCAACAGAAUCGAGGCACAAACAAUGGCAAUGGUCAUAACGGCAACGGUUAUAAUCGUCAAAAUCAAAAGAGACAUCAUGAUGGACGCAUGACUAAUGGAUAUAAUGGUAACGGCAAUCCGCAAUGGCGGAACAACCGAAACCAGUGGCGUGGUAGUAAUGAACCGACACCACAGUGGCAACAAAACACAGCCCCACAAUGGAACGCCAACCCAAGUCCGUCACAGAACAUGUCAGGAAGUUACAACCGACCACCGCAAAACCAGAGCCAUACACAAUAUCAAAAUACGCCAUCGGGGAGGCAGGGCGGCCAUCCCAACAGUAGCAACAACAACAACCAGAACCACAACGUGAGUGAGGGCACAUUCACGGAUGACAGCCGUAAACUUUGUAUGCUGAGAUACAAUGAGGGAAUAAAAAUAGAAAUGGAGCUUGUAGACAUACCGCAGAAAUAUAACCGAACCGACAAAAGUGUUGUGCAGGCUAUAUUGCAAGCAGAUAUGUACGGAGCAUCAAUGAGAUAA